Eutrema salsugineum is the source of this 822-nucleotide messenger RNA. RefSeq names its product agamous-like MADS-box protein AGL82. The coding region runs from base 1 to 822 and encodes 273 amino acids. Lineage: Eukaryota; Viridiplantae; Streptophyta; Magnoliopsida; Brassicales; Brassicaceae. The transcript has a single exon. Gene Ontology annotation, molecular function: RNA polymerase II cis-regulatory region sequence-specific DNA binding; protein dimerization activity; DNA-binding transcription factor activity, RNA polymerase II-specific. The record is from RefSeq and is a predicted model, not a curated record. Gene Ontology annotation, biological process: positive regulation of transcription by RNA polymerase II.
AUGGGUCGGAAGAUGGUGAAGAUGGCGAGGAUAACGAACGAGAAGACGAGGAUAACGACUUACAGGAAGAGGAAACUAUGUUUGUAUAAGAAAGCCAAAGAGUUCUCAACACUUUGCGGCGUGAAGACGUGUCUCAUUGUGUAUGGCCCGAGCAGAGCAGGGGACGAGGUGGUCAUGGAGCCCGAGUUAUGGCCCGAGAAGGAGAACGAAGUCCGAGAGAUCAUUAGCAAGUACAGAGAAACUGCGUCGAGCAGCUGCACCAAAACUUACUCAGUGCAAGAAUGCUUGGAGAAAAGUAAAAUUACUAAGGUGGAGAAAGUGAAGUAUUGUCCAUGGGACAAGAGGGUCGACAAGUGUUCUUUAAGUGAGCUCUAUGCGGUUUUCGUGGCAGUAGGAAACAAGAUUCAGGAGGCUGCGAAUAGGACUCAUCAUCAGACGUAUUCAGACAGUACUCCUUGGUCUACUGAUCAACUUGGUUUAUUCGGUUAUAACCAGCAAUGUUUUGAGCAGCAUCAGUUGUUUCCUAUGUCUACUUUGGAGCAUAAUGGGUUCACUUUACUCCCUUUUUUAAACCAGCUGACCUUAAACUCCGGGGAAGUGGCUUCCUUCUCGACAGAGCAGGAGAUGGCAGCCCAAGCCAUGUUUUACGCGAGUUGUUCGGAUGGUCAAUAUCCUCCGAUGGUACAGAGGACAGCUUAUUUGGAGCCAAUGCAAUGGGGUUUAGGGAGCGGUAUGUUCAACAACGUGAAGCCGUUCACUGACUAUCCCAUGAGGUUUGGACAAGUUUGUGACUUGGAGAGUUCUGGUAAAUCUCCUAUGUGA